Messenger RNA from Arachis duranensis, 1341 nucleotides. Its product is annotated as flavanone 3-dioxygenase 3-like. The transcript is spliced from 4 exons. NCBI's taxonomy places the organism in Eukaryota, Viridiplantae, Streptophyta, Magnoliopsida, Fabales, Fabaceae. The coding region runs from base 1 to 1185 and encodes 394 amino acids. The record is from RefSeq and is a predicted model, not a curated record.
AUGGAUAAUCAAGCAAAUAGUAGUGGUGCUUCCUCUUUUACCAGUGCUAUGAAUCUUGACCAACAAGGAGUGUCUUUUAUUCCUCAACGCUAUGUUCUACCCCCUUCACAACGCCCAAACAUCAUUCAUCAUCAUGAUGAACAUGUUCUUCCUCUCCCUAUAAUAGACUUGUCUGAUUUUCAUGAUCAAUCUCGUAGAUAUCAAAUUAUCAACGAAAUCAGAAAUGCUUGCAAGGAGUUUGGUUUCUUUCAGAGAUAUAUACUUUACUUCCAUUUCCCAUACCGCAAUUUAAGAUACACUGUCUUUGGCUGCUUCCUUAUAAAUGAAUCAUUCAUAGCUUGUUACAAAAUAUCAAAUGUUAUUAACCAUGGAAUUGAUGAAUCAGCAAUAAAUGAAGCCCUAAAAGCUGCAGAGGAGUUCUUCAACCUCCCUCAUGAUGAAAAGAUGUGUUUGUUUUCUGAUGAUGUUCAUAAGCCAGUAAGAUAUGGAACAAGCCUUAAUCAUGCUAGGGAUGAAGUUUUUUGUUGGAGAGAUUUCAUCAAACAUUAUUCUCAUCCCCUACCGGAUUGGAUUCAUUUGUGGCCUUCAAAUCCACCAAGUUAUAGGAAGAACAUGGGAAAUUAUGCUGAGGCAGUGCAAGAUCUUCAAAACAAACUAAUGGAGAUGAUUUUUGAGAGCCUAGGGUUAAACCCUAGCUACCUUGAAGAAGAAGUUAAUGGUGGAUCUCAACUCCUAGCUGUGAAUUGCUACCCAGCAUGCCCUGAACCCGAACUAACCCUAGGGAUCCACCCUCAUUCCGAUUAUGGAUCAAUAACUGUUCUACUCCAAACUCGAUCCGGGCUCGAAUUCAAGAACAAAAACAAUAAUUGGGAGGCAGUUCCCUUAGUCGAAGGUGGCCUAGUGGUGCAAUUGGGUGAUCAAAUGGAAGUUUUGAGCAAUGGAGUUUACAAGAGUGUGAUUCACCGAGCAACAGUGAAUGUGGAUAAGAAGAGGUUUUCAAUUGUGAGUCUUCAUAGUUUUGCAAUGGACAAGAAGAUAGGGCCAGCAAAAGAGCUUGUUGAUGAUAAUCAUCAUCAAUUACCAAAGUGUUACAAUGAAUUCAGCUUCAGGGAGUUUCUUCAAUUCAUUUCCAACAAUGAUAUUACAAAAGAAAGGUUCCUAGACACUUUGAAGAUCAUGAAAUAAUUAAACCAUAUAUAGAUUUUGGUAUGUAUGUUCUUUUUUUAGAGUUUGUUUGUGAUUUCAGAUUUUGGAGAUAAUGAAAGGAUUUGAAGAGUAAUUAAUAAGUUUUUCUAUCCUUUCAUUAUUUCUCCUUCUAAAUAUAUCUGAACUUGCAAAUAU